Messenger RNA from Penicillium oxalicum, 432 nucleotides. RefSeq lists its product as uncharacterized. Bases 1 to 432 code for a protein of 143 amino acids. Lineage: Eukaryota; Fungi; Ascomycota; Eurotiomycetes; Eurotiales; Aspergillaceae. The record is from RefSeq and is a predicted model, not a curated record. The transcript is spliced from 3 exons.
AUGGGCAGGCUCAUCAAAAAUCACUGGGCGCGACUCAUUAUCCUCACGGCGGCAGCCUACCAGAUCAUCAGUGCCAUACAAGGCUUUAUCUGGCCCAAAGUCUUCUGGGACUUCAUCUCCAAGAAUCUCGAUGCUGCCGUCGCUCCGGUCCCCGUUCUCCAAACGCUAAACUUGCUCAUGGGUCUCAUCGGUAUCGCCUGGGAAUGGCCCUUGCGACCUUUGGCAGGAUCCUUGCCGCAUCGUAGUAUCGAAAUUCGAUUGAUCGUGUAUCCGCUCAGCGCUCUUUUCGCGGCCCUGCUUUAUCAAGGGACGGACCCGGCCCUCUACUAUCUGAUUGGCAUUGGUGUGUACUUUUGGGCUUAUAGCGAAGGCGAGAUCGUUUGCCCUGAGCCCUGGACGUUACCGAAACGAUCGAAAAUCCUGAAAGCAUAA